AGUGCGGCUGGAGAUAUAUUGCGAAGUGAGGCUUCAAAAGUUAACCGAGCGGCGAGACGUGAGUGUGAUAAGCAAGAGUAAUCUGAAACUCAGGUCAGUAGUCCCUGGUGUAGCCAACUGAUUUCAGCAAAUUUGACGUCAACGUCAACUAACCUGCGAACUUUAUCAACAAUACCCUGCUAACGGUAGCUAGCUACUUCGGAGACUGCCAGCUAGCAUCAAGACCCCUGCCCUUGCGCGUAGAUCCCAUCUAUCGCAGUCAUGUCUACCACCGGAGACUUUGGGAACCCACUGAGGAAAUUCAAAUUGGUCUUUCUCGGGGAACAGAGUGUGGGGAAGACCUCUCUCAUCACCAGAUUCAUGUAUGACAGCUUUGACAACACCUAUCAGGCCACAAUAGGAAUCGAUUUCUUGUCGAAAACCAUGUACCUGGAAGACAGAACAGUGCGGCUGCAGCUGUGGGACACGGCCGGCCAGGAGAGGUUCCGGAGUCUGAUUCCUAGCUACAUACGAGAUUCUACUGUUGCCGUGGUUGUCUAUGACAUCACAAAUGUCAAUUCGUUCCAGCAGACUACAAAAUGGAUUGAUGAUGUCAGGACAGAAAGAGGAAGUGAUGUCAUCAUCAUGCUGGUGGGAAACAAGACAGACCUUGCAGACAAAAGACAAAUAAGCAUUGAGGAAGGAGAGCAGAGAGCUAAAGAACUCAAUGUGUUGUUUGUGGAAACAAGUGCAAAGACAGGAUACAAUAUCAAACAGCUCUUCCGGCGUGUGGCAGCUGCCCUGCCUGGAAUGGAGAGCACACAGGAUAAAAGCAGAGAAGACAUGAUUGACAUAAAACUGGAGAAACCACCAGAGCAGCCUGUCAGUGAAGGAGGCUGCUCCUGCUAAAGCCUUUUCACUCCUCCUCCCCAGCUACCUGCGCCUCCCCCCUAACUCCCUCUGCCACUAACUCAUCCUUUAUCUUUCUCUCUCACUCUUUCACCCCGCAGUCUUUCCCACCUCCCUCGCCGCUGGUCUUUCUAACUUCCGUCUAGCGUCACUUCCUUUCUCCCACACCUCCUCCAGCUGCAGUGUCAGUGACCCCGCCCUCCGCCACCCCUGCCCCGCCCUCCAGUCUGAAGAGAACACUACUUGUCCCUCAGCGUGGCCGUGCUGUCUGCUGACUCAUUCUCAUGUCCUCAGGCUUAACCAGCACCGUGUGGACGUGGACUAUGUCGCUCCAUUUCCCUCAUGAAGUUAUUGGAUUUUUGCUUCCGUUAAACUUCCUCCCGUGGUUCAGUAAAGUGUUGAGAAACAAAGCUUUCUUUUUUUUCUUUUUGUUUUUUUUUUUCUUUUUAAAAACAAUACACUUUUCAUUGGCACUGUGUCAUGUUGUAUGUUUACCCGUGUGAAGCAGUUGUCCUGUGGUGUGACACAGUUCUGUGGAGAUCAUAAAGAGUAACUGUAGAGAACUGGGUUCAGCCAUGGUCACUCAGCUGAUAGGAUGACCUGUUUACUGUAGAGUAGGACAGAGUAAGACACGAGGGCUUUACUCUGCUGUGGUGGAAAUGAGACUGGCCAUACAGACGUGAAUGGCUGAGAAAACUGUAAACUGUUAGAUCCAAAUAUGCAUGGAGAGCUAUAGUAGAGAUGGAGCUUUGUGUGAAGAACCAUUGGGAUGUUGUUCAUUUCAGCCAGACAAGGCUGUUUACGUGUUUACCUGUGUCAUUUGGGAAAGUCAAAAUCUGGUUUUUGGUAAUUGCAAACUGUUGGGAGCGUCCAAAUUUAGGUUUACACACAGUGACCACAGAGGGCCGGCUGUAGCUUCACGGCGCUGCUCCAAGUUUCCUCAUCUACGUGUUUCAAAUGAUAUGCAAAGGAUUUACAGAGAGAUGGAAAUGUUUUUCACCAACCCUUUCUCCUCCACCUCCUCUUUUUUCUGUGGCUGUUUUUUUCACCAUGGCUGCCGUUGUUUUCUCUCUUCUCUCUGGUCGAGUUAGCAGUUGGAGAAGAAAAACCUAAUGAGAGUAGGGUUUUUUUUUUCCCAGAGAUUGUUUUUGUUUUUGUUUUGUUUUGUAUAUAAAGGGAAGUACCAUACUCAGUAACAGAACUGAUAAUAUAUGAGAUCAUAUGCAGCCGCGCCUUUCAGACCAUUGGUUUUAUAGCGCUUCCACUGGGUUUGUUUCUGCUCCUCAUGUAAAGUAUGAUUUGAUGUAAUAUUGACACUUUAGCUAGGACUUUUUUUUCUUUUCUUUCACUCUUUGGUUUGUUUAAUCGAGCAUUUUCUGUAAUAUUUAUUUCUACUUGAUCAUGUUUCAGUUUUAUUUUUAAUGAUAUAGUUGUAGGGUACCCCCCUCACCCCACCCACACCCCAAAUUCACUGAUAUGUUCUCUCAGUGACUCGCCCAAGCCCACCACUGUUUGUUAGCGCGGCGUGUUAAUACAGCGUGUUAAUAGAGUGGUCAGUCCAUAUUCUCUUUUCUGCCCAUACAGCUGUUGUGAACCAGUUUGAGAUACAGUACAGUGUGUGUGAGGGUAUUUCCCUCAUCCUGUCUGUCUGUGUGUGUGUGUGUGUGUGUGUGUGUGUGUGUGUGGAGGAAAGUAUCACUUUGGUUGGCUUCAGGCAGUCCUGUUUUUUUUUUUUUUUGCUGUUGGUUUGGUUUUUGUUUUUGUUUUGAAGGUUUGAGUGGUUUUAUCCAUCACUGCCACGUGCUGCCGUGAUGCUGUACACAGAAGCUCUCAUAAUUUGCACUGCUAGGGUUCCUCUGUGUCUUGACAUCCCUAAUAGAGAACUGUAUUUAGUCACUAUGGAAAUGUCCUUUUUUUGAUUGUUAAACAAUAAAUAAAUA
Messenger RNA from Chanos chanos (milkfish), 2828 nucleotides. It is a transcript of the gene rab6a, whose product is annotated as RAB6A, member RAS oncogene family. NCBI's taxonomy places the organism in Eukaryota, Metazoa, Chordata, Actinopteri, Gonorynchiformes, Chanidae. The record is from RefSeq and is a predicted model, not a curated record. The coding region runs from base 262 to 888 and encodes 208 amino acids. Gene Ontology annotation, molecular function: GTP binding; GTPase activity. The transcript has 8 exons.